This is a messenger RNA of Seminavis robusta, 486 nucleotides long. The record is from the annotation of a GenBank genome assembly. Lineage: Eukaryota; Bacillariophyta; Bacillariophyceae; Naviculales; Naviculaceae.
AUGGACGCUCAACUUCACAAAGCCUUGAGUGUCAGUGAGAGGUUUGAUCCUUCCGUCAUCAUUAUAUUGCUUGGGCCGAGCCGUGAAUGGAACUCCAAUGGAAAAGCCACCAAUUUGCUCAAGAUAAUACAACUCAUGAUCCAUUGGCAUGACCCAAAAUUGCUGGGUGGAAUUCUUAGGAGCAGGGUAAACAGUUUCAACGAUGGCCUUGCAUCCCUGAAUCUUGUGAAUAAUUCCAAUGAUCUUGUACCGGCAACUAAUAAAAACACUGCCCAUGAGACCCUUGUUCAUAUUGUGGCAAUUUUCAUUGACCACCCAAACACCCACACAACCCUCAGCUCAUGGAUUCCAACAGCACCAUACUUGUCCACAUACACCAAAGUCUCCUUCCCACACACUUUUACUGCACAGGUUGAACCGCUCUGUCCGCCCAAGAUGGUAUGGACGCUAUCAAUACCAUCAGGCCAUAGGACCGGGUUCGUGUGA